AUGGCGGCCCCCAGUAACGCGGAGCGCUCUCCUGAGCCCUCGGCGCCGCUGAAGGCCCCCAAAACGGAGGCUCCGUCGCCGGAUUCGGAGGACCUGAGUGACGGUAACCCGUACCACUCGAACUCCUCCACGCCCAGCCGCUUCUCCCCUCUGAACGUGGGCGUGUCGGCCCCGGGGGCGUCGGGCCGGAGCGGCGCGGCCUCGGCCGCCUCUAACAGCAAUAGCUUCACCGUAUGCCGCGGCAUGUCGUGGACGCCGUCCGAGACCAACGCGCUCAUCGCUGUGUGGGGCAACGAGAGGCUGGCCGAAGCGAGGAUGCAGCAGCUGGAGGUGGCGGGCACCGUGUUCUCCGGGAAGGCGCCUGGACCGGCCAUGUACGAGCGGGUGUCGAGAGCUCUGGCGGAGCUGGGCUACGAGAGGACCCCGUCUCAGUGCCGGGAGAGGAUGAAGUGCCUUGGUGCACCCAAAUCUGACAGUUGUCAUUGUUGUCUGCAGACCCUGCGGCGGUGCUACAGCCGUGUGAAGGAGCAUGGCAUUGGGAAGCGAAAGAGCAGCUACUCCAUUGAGCAGCUGGAGAAGGUGUUUGGGCAGGGAGGCUGGGACUCCCAGAGCUGCCAGCCGGUCCUGAUUAACAGCAGCGGUCUGUAUCAGGAGAUGGAGUCAGAUGGCAGCACGAUGGAGGACUACCCUCAGGAGGACUGGUGCAACCAGGACCUGUCUGCUGUUUUCCAGGAGGGAGAAAUAGAGGCUGAGGAGAUUCAACUUCCAAAGAACAGAGUUCUACAGUUAAGACCAGAGGCUUCUGAGCAUGCCCAGCGUCAAGAAGUGAUGCAGAACGUGAUGCGCAUUCUAGAGUCUGUAGAAGUCAAAUGGGAGCACUUCCAGACCUGGACGGAUUUCUCGCGGCUUCACCUCUCCAACAAGCUGGCCAUCUUUGGCGUGGGCUACAACACUCGCUGGCGCGAGGAGAUUCGCUACCACUACGCAGAGAUCAGCUCUCAGGUGCCUCUGGGGAAGCGCCUGCGGGAAUACUUUAACCCCGAAAAGACAGAAGGCAGGGUCAUCAUGACCAAGGUGCAGAAGAUGAACUGGAAGAAUGUGUAUUAUAAGUUUCUGGACAUCACGAUCAGCGAAGCACGCUGCCUGGAGCUCCACAUGGAGGUGGACUGGAUUCGUAUUGCACAAACCAGCAGUUCAGGCUGCAUCAAUGGCUCACAGUACCUUUUGCCAGGCGGCAUACCGAAAACAUACGGCCUCUAUGCUAUUGGGUAUGAGGAGAGGACAGGGACUGGUAUCUCCGGUGCAGAGGAUAAUGGUUCCUCCUCUGGAGAACCAGAGACGGGUGAGAAAAGGCGAAAUAGUACGUCAGCCAAAGUGACUUAUUGCUACCUCGGCAUAGCGGAGGACCGCACACUGCAGCAAAGUCUGGUCCAACACUUUCAAAGUUCAGGCAAGUACUGUGGUCGCGGUGAGCCAUCCACUGUUACCAAGUUUCUACAGGAGAACUGCUCUGGCCGGCCCAAGGAUGAGGGCUCCUCUUCUGGUUUGCCCAUUUACAUUAAAUUCAUUGAGGUGGAGCUGGACUUUCUCUCUGCUGGAUCCCUGGUGGAAUGUUUAGAAAUCGCAGUCGGGUAUCCCUUAAAGUUCAAUAAGAAGGACAGCUUGUAACUGCAUAAUGUCUAUUGACUUAGCCUAAAAGAUGUACUUGACUAAAGUCUGUGUUGCACAACCAUGUUAAAGAAAUCUAGGCACCAGUCACCUCGUAAUCUAGACUUUUCAGUCAGAAGAAAGAACUGGUUAAGAAAUUGUAGAACUCUGACUGAGGAAAAUCUAGCUUGUUUCAGUCUGGUCAGUCCAGUUGUGUUUUCAGUCUGGUUGCCCGGGUUGAAAAUGUUCAGGAAGGCGGAUUUUUCUCCCUUGCAGUAUCGCUUUAUCAGGGAGCCUUGGGCCUUUUCAGGUUGAAAUAAGGGAGAGAGUGGCAUCUCGGGGAUGCCCUUUCCAUUUUAAAACUGCCUUUAUUUUUAUCUACCGAUGCAUCAGAAGUCAAAUGAUACAAGUGUAUGUUGGGACAAGGGCACUUUUAAUUUCCCAUCAAAAACUGGGAAGAAAUGAACUGAAUAUAAAGUUUAUCGCUACAGAAGUCUAUAUAUAUAUUUAAGAAUAUUGAUGUUGUCAAGCAUUCCAGCAUUGAAGAGAUGUUUUCAGAGUAUCUGAACUAUUUGUUUAUAUUUGUUUUUAUUUGUGGACUCACACAGUGUCUUUAUGUAUAAUUGUUUCCAGAUCACAGUAUUGUUUACAUGUUUGGGAGAAAAAAAAAUAAAUGGGGCACUAUUCACUCAUC
Molecule: messenger RNA, 2341 nt
Organism: Colossoma macropomum (tambaqui)
Lineage: Eukaryota; Metazoa; Chordata; Actinopteri; Characiformes; Serrasalmidae
Gene: msantd2
Product: myb/SANT-like DNA-binding domain-containing protein 2
Exons: 4
Coding region: 1-1668 (555 amino acids)
Source: RefSeq, a predicted model, not a curated record